Psylliodes chrysocephalus is the source of this 1356-nucleotide messenger RNA. NCBI's taxonomy places the organism in Eukaryota, Metazoa, Arthropoda, Insecta, Coleoptera, Chrysomelidae. The record is from the annotation of a GenBank genome assembly.
AUGAAACGGAACCGGUCUAUUAGAUCAACAAAUUUCUUGCUUUUACCAGUAGGUCCACAAGUGUCAAAAAACUUUAAAGAAAAAAUUUUGGGACAAAUGUUGCAUGAUCAAAUAUUUCUAGUACUGAGACAAGAUCAAACAAUUCUUAGAUAUGGCGAAACAGAGUUCAACCGAUUAGGACAUGACCGAAGAUACUACAGAACCAUUAUCGACCGGUGCAGAGAAUUGGGAAGGCUUGUAUUAAAAGCUAAAGAACUAAAUCCGAAUGUAACUAAAUUAAGCCAACUAUUAAGAGCUUCCAAUUAUCAGUUAUUAAAACAAAGCGUUUUUAAAGAAGCUGAAUUUAAUAACGAAACUAAUCUUUUUAAUAAACCGUCUUAUGCCUUAAAGGUGGGAAUAUCUGUUAGGAAAUGUGCUACAAUGUUGAAAGGGGACUACCUUCAGGACGAAAUUCUUAGAGAAUACAUUCCCGAAUUGGAAGCAUUUUUAUGCGUUAUGGAAGCAAAAUGGUUUACGGAGGUUUCGUCUCAUGCUCAUAGAACAUUAGCUGAAGUAAAAUGGAAUAAAAGAAAAACUGUACCUUUGACUAGAGACAUUCAAAAGUUGAAUAAAUAUUUAAAUAAACAGAUUAUUAUUGAACAGGACAAUCUAGAAGGAGGCCCUAAUAUUUUGGCUUUUAAAAAUUUAGUUGAAAUUAGUCUUGUCAUGACAAUAAUUUUAAAUAGAAGACGCGUUGGUGAAGUACAAUAUAUGCUUCUUAAAGAUUACGAAUCGGCUUUAAAAUGUGACCCAAAUUCUGAUAUUUUUCAAAUUUUAACGGAAUCAGAAAAACAAUUAAGUCAAUCCCUAAUUAGAUUAGAAAUAAAAGGAAAGAUAGGCCGCGGUGUGCCUGUUCUCUUAACCGAAAAAUUGCAAUCUAUCCUUAAUCUAAUAAACACCAGACGUGAAGAAUGUGGAGUGGUAAAGUCUAACCCUUACUUAUUUCCAUCACUAUCAAAUGUUAGUGGUCAUUAUCCUACCCACAAAAUAAUUCAAAAAUGGACAAAAGCUUCAGGUUGUGUUAAUGUUAGUACACUAACUUCCACAAAAUUAAGAAAACAUGUAGCUGUUAUGGCUCAACUAUUAAAUUUAAGAGAACACGAACUUGAUAAUCUUGCCAAAUUUAUGGGCCAUGACAUUCGAGUGCACAGGGAGUAUUAUCGUUUAGCUGACGAAACUCUUCAGCUAUCAAAAAUUAACAAAUUGUUGCUAAAUUUGGAAAAAGCAAAAUUAGGUGAAAUGAAAGGAAAAAAUUUAGAUGAAAUAACUUUUGAAGAUGAAGGUGAAGACGAAAACUCCGAGAGUGAAAACGAUUAA